AUGGCAAACCUACUUGUUGGAUUAACAUCUCUAGGGGUGUUUGACAAGGUGACCCUAUUUCCCCUGCUGUUCCUCUUAGCCACUCAAAACCUCUCUGCCAUCCUCAACCAUGCCCUUUAUACAAAUUUGUUGUCGAGUUUUGAUCCUAACCUUCCUAGGAAUAUUAAUCACCUUAUGUUUGCUGAUGAUUUGAUCCUGGUUACUAAAGCUUCUAGACGUUCUGCCAGGAACAUGCUGUUCUGUCUCAACUUGUAUGCUUCCAUCUCUGGUCAACAUCCCAACCUUCUCAAAUCUGCUAUUUACUUUCCAAGCUGGUUUAAUAAGAGAGUUUCCAAAUCUAUUGCUUCAAUUUUGGGCAUGAAACUUGGAAAUUUUCCUUUCACUUACUUGGGAGCUCCUAUGUCUCCUUCUCGCCUCCCUGCUAGACAUUUCCGACCUUUGAUUGACAACACUGUCUCUGUCAUUAAUAAUUGGAACCAUACUCAUAUCUCUAAAGCUGGCCAUAUCAUUCUCAUUAACUCCAAUAUCUUUGCUCUUCCUGUCUACUUUCUCUCUAACUUUUUCCUCCCAGAUCUGAUCCAGGACUCCAUUUCUAUGCUUGCUCGGUCUUUUCUAUGGGAUAGGAAUGCAGGAAUUGUGGCUUUCACUCCAUUGGGUGAGGAAGCUUGUAGUUGGGCUGGCUGGAAUCAUAUUUGGAAGUUUAUGGUUAUCCCUCGGGUCAAGGUUUUCCUUUGGAAGGUUGCUCAUGGCAAACUACCUAAUGGUGCCUACCUUUAUAAUCUUAACCUGAGGCCUGUUUCUAUCUGCCAUUUCUGUCGGUUACACUCUGAAACUAUUGAGCACCUCCUUUGGGUGAUUAUGGCUUCAGUUGCUUGGUUAAUUUGGACCUCGCAUUGCAACUUCAUUUUCCAGCAACUUGAGCCUAACUUUCAGGUGAUGCUGGGGGCUCUUGCUCCUCCCCCUAGAAGCUGA
This is a messenger RNA of Dioscorea cayenensis subsp. rotundata (Guinea yam), 972 nucleotides long. RefSeq lists its product as uncharacterized. NCBI's taxonomy places the organism in Eukaryota, Viridiplantae, Streptophyta, Magnoliopsida, Dioscoreales, Dioscoreaceae. The transcript has 4 exons. Bases 1 to 972 code for a protein of 323 amino acids. The record is from RefSeq and is a predicted model, not a curated record.